Camelina sativa (false flax) is the source of this 3073-nucleotide messenger RNA. Its product is annotated as pentatricopeptide repeat-containing protein At5g16860. Gene Ontology annotation, molecular function: zinc ion binding; RNA binding; protein binding. NCBI's taxonomy places the organism in Eukaryota, Viridiplantae, Streptophyta, Magnoliopsida, Brassicales, Brassicaceae. The record is from RefSeq and is a predicted model, not a curated record. Gene Ontology annotation, biological process: RNA modification.
ACUCUAGUAACUCUAGUAUGAUCCUCCGCCGCCUUCACAUCCCCAACGCCGCCGCGAAAUCCCACCAGUACAUUAAAGUCUCUCUCUUCUCCACAUCGCCGCCGGAGAUAACACCGCCGUUUAUUCACAAAUGCAAGACCGUUUCCCAAGUCAAGCUCAUUCACCAGAAACUCAUCUCCUUCAGAAUCCUAACCUUGAAUAUAACUUCCCACCUCAUCUCCACCUACAUCUCCCUCGGUUGCUCAUCUUCUGCUGUAUCACUACUCCGUCGCUUCCCUCCUUCCGAUUCAGGUGUCUACCAUUGGAAUUCUCUCAUUCGCUUCCACGGCGAGAAUGGCCGCGCCGGUGAAUGUAUCUCUUUAUUCCGUCUUAUGCAUUCUCUUUCAUGGACGCCGGAUAAUUACACAUUCCCUUUCGUCUUCAAGGCAUGCGGAGAGAUCAACUCCGUUCGUUGCGGAGUCUCUGCUCACGGGGUUUCUCUGGUGACUGGAUUUAUGUCCAAUGUCUUUGUGGGGAACGCGCUUGUUGCUAUGUAUUCUCGUUGUGGUUCAUUGAGUGAUGCACGGAAGGUGUUCGACGAAAUGCCUGUUUGGGAUGUUGUAUCGUGGAACUCUAUAAUAGAAAGUUAUGCAAAGUUAGGCAAACCGAAGAUGGCGCUUGAAUUGUUUAGCAAGAUGACCAAUGAGUUCGGUAUUAGACCUGAUGAUAUUACUAUUGUGAAUGUUCUUCCUCCUUGUGCUUCCCUUGGAGCUCGUUCACUAGGGAAGCAAUUGCACGGUUUUGCGAUCACAAGUGAGAUAAUACAGAAUAUGUUUGUAGGAAAUUGCUUGGUGGAUAUGUAUGCGAAGUGUGGGAUGAUGGAUGAGGCAAACACAGUGUUUUCGGACAUGUCAGUGAAGGAUGUAGUGUCCUGGAAUGCAAUGGUUGCUGGGUAUUCACAGAUUGGAAGAUUUGAUGAUGCUGUUAGGUUAUUCGAGAAGAUGCAGGAAGAAAAGAUAAAUAUGGAUGUUGUUACUUGGAGUGCUGCUAUUUCAGGGUAUGCUCAGCGGGGGCUUGGAUAUGAAGCUUUGGGUGUGUGUAGGCAGAUGUUGUCUUCCGGGAUAAAACCAAAUGAAGUCACACUUAUUUCAGUUCUUUCAGGUUGUGCUUCUGUUGGAGCAUUGAUGCAUGGUAAGGAGAUUCAUUGUUACGCCAUCAAAUAUCCUAUAGAUUUGCGUAAAAAUGGUCAUGGUGAUGAUAAUAUGGUCGUUAAUCAACUGAUUGACAUGUACGCUAGAUGCAAAAAGGUUGAUGUUGCGCGUGCUAUGUUUGAUUCACUUGCCCCCAAGGAUAGGGAUGUUGUAACUUGGACUGUAAUGAUCGGUGGAUACUCUCAACAUGGGGAUGCAAAUAAAGCUCUCAAACUUUUCUCUGAGAUGUUCGAGCUAGAUUACCGAACAAGACCAAAUGCUUUUACUAUAUCAUGUGCCCUUGUGGCAUGUGCUAGUUUGGCGGCAUUAAGAAUUGGCAAGCAAAUUCAUGCUUAUGCAUUGCGCAACCAGCAGAAUGCAGUACCGUUGUUCGUAUCAAACUGUCUAAUAGACAUGUAUGCAAAAUGUGGAGCUAUCGGUGAUGCCCGGCUUGUAUUUGACAACAUGAUGGAGAGAAAUGAAGUUAGUUGGACAUCUCUAAUGACUGGUUACGGUAUGCAUGGCUAUGGGAAAGAAGCUCUUGGAAUCUUUGAUGAGAUGAGGAGAAUAGGUUUUAAGCUUGAUGGUGUUACAUUACUUGUUGUACUGUAUGCUUGCAGUCAUUCAGGAAUGGUAGAUCAGGGCAUGGAGUAUUUCAAUAGAAUGAGAACUGAUUUUGGGGUUAGUCCUGGCCCGGAGCAUUAUGCAUGUUUGGUUGACUUGUUAGGUCGUGUUGGCCGGUUGGAUGCAGCGUUAAGUCUCAUUGAAGAAAUGCCUAUGGAGCCUCCUACUGUGGUAUGGGUUGCUUUGCUCAGUUGCUGUAGAAUCCACGGAAAAGUUGAACUCGGGGAGUACGCAGCUAAAAAGAUAACAGAACUAGCAUCUAAUAACGAUGGAUCAUAUACAUUGCUCUCAAAUUUAUAUGCAAAUGCAAGUCGUUGGAAAGAUGUGGCUAGGAUCAGAUCAUUGAUGAGACACAAUGGAAUUAAGAAAAGACCUGGUUGUAGUUGGGUCGAAGGAAUUAAAGGAACUACUACGUUCUUUGUUGGUGAUAAAACUCAUCCAUACACUAAGGAAAUAUACCAGGUCCUCUCAGAUCAUAUGCAACGCAUCAAGGACAUUGGUUAUGUUCCUGAAACAGGCUUUGCUCUUCAUGAUGUAGACGAUGAAGAGAAAGAUGAUCUCCUUUUGGAGCACAGUGAGAAGUUGGCUCUUGCAUACGGUAUUUUAACAACUCCUCAAGGUGCUGCUAUCAGGAUUACUAAGAAUUUACGGGUAUGUGGUGAUUGCCAUACUGCAUUCACAUACAUGUCCAGAAUCAUUGAUCAUGAGAUUAUAUUGAGGGACUCUAGUCGCUUCCAUCAUUUCAAUAAUGGGCUGUGUUCCUGCAAAGGUUUCUGGUGAUGAUGCUUUCCCUAUGCACUCCACCAAACAGUAGGAUCGUAAGAGGUCUGUUAAUCAUUCACUGAAACAGAAACGAUAGUUUUGAUUUGCACAUUCUGUUCUGAGGAUAUCAAGUUAGUAAUUACUGAAGCAUCCCAUUCAAAGAGCAGCACAUCAGUUUAUAUCUGCACCUGUCAACCACAUAUCAAUAGCAGCACCAUAAUGCUAAGCUUGGCAUAUAGGUGCAAAGCCAGAAAACCAUCACCAAACAGGCUACGAAAGCAACCUGAGUGAAACCAUACAUUCAGGGUUUUCACAUGGUUACUGCAGAUUUCAGGAACGAUCUCUUGUUAACAGACAAAGAAAAGGGUCAUAAGCACUGUCUUAUAGACCUCAUGUAGAUUGUAUAAUUUAAGCAAAUUUUGUAGAUGAAUAGCUUUCUUCUUUAUUUGUGGUGAAGAAUACAAAAUCACACUCCAUACCAUUGGUUUGUUCAUAAUAAAACAAGAUCUUUUGUUGCA